UGACUUUCCAAGAGCCUAACUCCACGGUCAGGUCAUUUUUGAUGUUACUUCACUUUUAUUGAUCGGUUUGUCUUUUUCAUCCUCGCUUUGCUCACUCUCUCUCUCUCUCUCCCCCAUUUUUUUCUGUAGCCGUAGGAUCCUGCCGUCCCGAGGGAAGUGUAUGUCAGAUGGUGGUGGCACAGGCUCUCUAAACUGAACUAUGGCCGCUCUCUGUUGUUCUGAGGCUAACGGCAUCUCUCCUAGCUGCUUGACGUCAUAAGCACUUAAAUUUAUAGCUUAUGAAUCAUAAAGAUUUAUAGCCGUAAGGCUGUGUUCAUAGAAAGAGGAAUUAAGAAGGCCUGCAUCUACUUCAACUGCUUCAUCCCAAAAGAGAAUUGGAACUGGAUUUGACACGGGUGACUGGAUAAGCAGAAAGACAGAGAUUCAUGAUUGUGUGUUGAUUUACAGCAGCCAUCUUGACUAGCCCUGUAAAAUGCAUCCAAAUUCAGCAGAGAGCAGUCAGAUACUCCCACUGCACUAGAGAGACUAAAAACACCAGGAACAAGCCCAUCCUCGCGCCUCCCUUCCUGAACGAGGUCCUUAAAUGACCCACGACCACUAAGGUGCUUGCGCUUUCCCCGUCCGGAUCAUGGCAUGCGCCCCAUCCCGGACUUCCACACGCGCGGCGCCGAGGCUCGAGAGCAGUGAACAUGGGAAUCAGGUCCAGAAAUGCCACUAACGGUGCCGAGGACCCGCGAGAGCGGAAGAGCGCGCUGGCCGGAGACCUGGAGCAGUGCGCCGGGCAGGAACGGGACGGCGCGCUGCUGCUCGUCGGCUCGGGGAGGGAACCGGACUUCAAACGGGGCUCGCAGAACAUCGGUCUGCUCGCUAAGACGCCCCUGGGCUACACGCGUCCCGUGAAGAGGAAUAAUAUCAGGAAGCGACGGAUACAGAAUCUCAUCUACGACGCGCUCGAGAGACCACGAGGAUGGGCGCUGCUCUACCACGCGUUUGUGUUUCUGAUUGUGUUGGGAUGCCUGAUUCUCUCCAUUUUAACAACGUUCAAAGAGCACGAGAGAGUAUCGGCUCACUGGCUGGUGAUUCUAGAGACAUUUACAAUCUUUAUUUUUGGAGGCGAGUUUGCAUUGAGGAUAUGGGCCGCUGGCUGCUGCUGUCGAUACAAGGGCUGGAGAGGACGGCUCAAAUUUGCCCGCAAACCGCUGUGUGUCCUGGAUAUCUUUGUACUGAUUGCUUCGGUGCCGGUCGUUGCCGUACGAAACCAGGGAAAUGUGUUGGCCACGUCGCUGCGCAGUCUGCGUUUCCUACAGAUCCUUCGGAUGCUACGAAUGGACCGCCGCGGAGGCACCUGGAAACUGCUGGGAUCUGCAAUAUACACACACAGCAAGGAGCUGAUCACAGCGUGGUACAUUGGCUUCCUGUCAUUGAUCCUGGCUUCCUUCCUGGUGUACCUGGUUGAGAAGGAUGAUGUCACCAUGGAGCUAACAGACACAGAGAGCCCCUCCCCAACGCCACCCCCGCAGGACUUUGACACCUAUGCAGACGCCCUCUGGUGGGGACUGAUCACCUUGACAACCAUCGGUUAUGGUGACAAGACCCCAAAGACGUGGGCAGGGCGUCUUUUGGCUGGGACCUUCGCUCUUAUCGGUGUGUCGUUUUUUGCUCUUCCAGCCGGUAUUCUUGGUUCUGGGUUGGCUCUUAAGGUUCAGGAACAGCACAGGCAGAAACACUUUGAGAAACGCAGAAAUCCUGCAGCUUCAUUAAUACAGGCUGCAUGGAGAUACUACUCCACCAACCCCGUCAGAGAUGAUCUCAUUGCCACAUGGAGAUUCUAUGAGACUGUGAUCUCUCUGCCAUGCUUCAGGAAGGAACCUCUUGAGGUUAUGGCUAGUCAGAAGUUGAGUUUGUUGGAACGUGUGCGGCUGUCGACUCCGAGACCGUCGACGGUAAGGGCCCGUGUGAUGAUGCCUGCUGCCAAUCCUGAAAGUGUGUCAGGGAACUGCGGGCCAGCGGAGGCUGUUGAGGAGAGUCCAUCAAAAGAAGGCAAACCAGCAGGGUUCAGUAACAGAGAGAGAUUCAGAACAGCUUUCAGAAUGAAGGCCUACGCCCUGAGACAGAGCUCAGAGGAUACAGGUGGUCUGCCUGACCCCACUCCAGAGGAGAAGGGCUUCCCACCGGACAUACUGCUGGAAGAGAUGAUUCCAACUCUCAAAUUAGUCAUAAGAGCACUGCGGAUCAUAAUAUUCCUGCUGAGUAAGAAGCGUUUUAAGGAGACUCUGAGGCCGUAUGAUGUAAAGGACGUGAUUGAGCAGUAUUCUGCAGGACACUUAGACAUGCUCACCAGAAUCAAAUAUCUACAGACACGACUAGAUCUGAUACUGACACCAGGACCGCCUCUCACUCCAAAACACAAGAAACCCCAGAAAGCACCAUUUCCGUACCCCACCCAGCAGUCACCUAGACACGAGUCAUAUCUUGCCAAAGCAAGCCUGCCAGAUCCCGAAGACCAAAGCAUGAUGGGUAGAUUUGUGCGGGUUGAAAGACAGGUGGAAGACAUGGAGAAGAAACUGGAUUUCCUGGUGGAUAUGCAUAUGCAACAUGACCUUACAGGCCCCGGCCCCAUGACCAUGGAGCGCUGCGACCCCACGUUGACUGUCAGCGUCGCAGGCGACCGCGUGUACUGCAGCUACGGCCCGCCGAUGCACAACACACCGGCUUACACGCGCUCCGACGCGAACCCGCCGAGACCGACCGUCCUGCCCAUCAGCCCACUGCCAAGCCACUCCCCGUCCUCCAACGUCAGCCAAUCGGGAGGCCGCAGAGUGGGAACGCCGCUGUCGCUAUUGUCGGUCACUCAUGAGGAGCUGGAACGUUCGCCCAGCGGAUUCAGCAUCUCCGCCGAGAAAGAGGAGGUCACGGGCAAGGCCUCGGGGUUAACGGCGGGGUCGAGCUGGGGCCGCGACCGCCGAUACUUAGCCGAGGGCGAGACGGAUACGGACACUGAUCCCUUUACCCCCAGCGGACCUGUUCCACCCUCGUCCACCGGAGACGGGUUCCACUCCGACGGAGCGUGGGGAACACCACCCUAAAGACGCACUCACACACACUCACUCUUUAUAAAGACUAUAGACUUUGUACAGCACAAAACGACACAUAAAGACACUGACAUAAUACUCGUCAUACCUAAAUAUGUAUCCACAUCACGCUUUACCCCCGCAAAGCAAAGAGCACUGCAUGGAAUGCAUGCGUUUUAUCUCUAGUGGUAGACACUGCACUUGGCAGAUCGAGACUGUGUGGUUAUAUUUGACUGGGAACUUUAAAGGAGGAGAACACAACAGAUGCUAUGCCAUUUUUGUAAACAUUUAUUUUUCUAUUUACACAUCUUUUCGUAUGCAUGGACUGCAUGACUCAUCCACGGAGCAGCUAAAUGUAUCAGUGUCUCCUCUGGUUUGCACUUGCUUUCGUUUUGAACACUUCGGUUUGAGGAAGCUCGUUUUUAGUUCCUUUUGCAGAUUGUACAAACCUUUUUACUCUGGUCAGCAUGAACUGCACUCUGGGACAUCUCAUGUUUUUUGCCGAAUGCACAUCACCACUAGCCGUUUAAGGACCAAAAGCAGAGCCUCAGUUAGGAAUUCCUCAAGUGUCUGGCCUUAAUCCAACCAAUGAGCACAUCCCGUCUGUGAGCGGCACGUAAAACUGCCGGCUCAACUGUACCGUGGAAUCAACGUUCCCAUGGUAGUUACAGCUUCCUUGCGGUAACCCUACAUCAAUCACACGGAUCAUUCCAGGGUUAUCGAGGGCUUGUAGUCACUCAGAUGACUGUGGGAAAUUAUCAAACUUUACCCUUAGACAGCAGAAUUAUUUUUAACAUUGUCCUGUUUACCUAUCAAAUUAGAGUAAGUAAUAGUUACACUUACUGAAUGUUUUACUCUAAAACAAAUACUUAGGUCUUCCAAAAGGUUUCACAUUGAACAGAUCCUGCGUAAAUUCACAGAAUUUACUGUCUGUUUUGUUAAAAUCAAUUUAGUUUGAAAAAAGUUAUUUCCCAAAAUUAUUUUAGUAUCAUUUAACAUAGAUACUAUUAUAGUUUUUAUUAUUAUUUUGAAUUUAGUUUUUUUUUUUACUGUUUUAUUUUUUGUGAUUUUUUGCAUUUAUGUUCUUUUUUUUAAAUUUGUGAUUUCUUUUUAUUUUUUUUUAGUACAAGUUAAACUGAAUAAAAAUAACAUCCCCAUCCAAUUAUUUUAUUUAUUUUAGUCCACAAUGUCGAAAUUUAAUAUCAUUAGCUAUUAAAAAUGAAGAUAAAAUUUAGAGUUUUUUUUUACUAUUUUUAUUUUUUGUGAUUUUUGUCUUUUAUGUUCUUUUUUAAUUUGUGAUUUUUUUUAGUACAUGUUAAACUGAAUAAAAAUAACAUCCCCUUACUUUUAACAACCAAUUAUUUUAUUUACUUUACAGUUCACAAUAUCGAAAUUUAAUAUCAUUAGCUAUCAAAAAUGAAGAUAAAAUUUUGAGUUUUUUUUACUGUUUUUAUUUUUUGUGAUUUUUGUCAUUUAUUUUCUUUUUUUAAUUUGUGAUUUUUUAUGUUAAUUUUUUAGUACAAGUUAAACUGAAUAAAAAUAACAUCCCCUUCCCUUUAAUACCCAAUUAUUUUAUUUAUUUUAAAGUUCACAAUGUCAAAAUUUAUUAUCAUUAGCUAUCAAAAAUGAAAAUAAAAUUUAGUGUUUUUUUACUGUUUUUAUUUUUUUAUUUUUGUCAGUUAUGUUUUUUUUUUUAUUUAAAUUUUUUAGUACAAGUUAAACUGAAUAAAAAUAACAUCCCCUUCCUUUUAAUAUCCAAUUACUUUAUUUAUUUUACAGUUCACAAUGUCGAAAUUUAAUAUCAUUAGCUAUCAAAAAUGAAGAUAAAAUUUAGAGGGUUUUUUUAGUUUUUAUUUUUUGUGAUUUUUGUCAUUUGUUCUUUUUUUAAUUUGUGAAUUUUUAAUUUUAUUUUUUUUAGUACAAGUUAAACUGAAUGAAAAUAACAUCCCAUUCCCUUUAAUAUCCAAUUAUUUUAUUUAUUUUACAGUUCACAAUGUCGAAAUUUAUUAUCACUGGCUAUCAAAAAUCGAGAUAAUACUUAAUAUCAAGAUUCAAUUUAAAAUUCAUUAAUCUGAGGAUCAAGCCAUUUGUCAAGUCCUGUGUGAAUUAAGUGUAAAGUUGAACAGCUGGUUGUGUUGUUCCAGUCAGUGUUGUCAUAAUGUCCGUCUUCGUCGUUUAACAUCGUUUUACUCACCAUCUCAGUCUCCUGGAUGAGCAAUUUUGACUCAAGGGACUUGAUGCUCAGUAAAUCUCUAUAAAUUGCACAAAUCAAAUUUUGCAACAUGCAUUUAGGGUUUGGGAUUAUUAGUACUAAUAUUAGUACUAAUAUCUUUAUACCUGUAACAAUAAAGACUAUGAAUUCUAAAAACGAAAGCCAUAAUAUGGAAAUUAACAAUUACUCUUCCCUAUUAUUAUUUAUUUUAUUGAUAAUUUUAACCUUUUUUCUCUUUCUUUGUCUUUUCCAUUCUUUCCUUAUAACUAGGGUUAUGAUGAGGUCAAGGUAGUCAUAUGAGUUUUAGUAUGAUGUUUGAUGCUUAAAGUGAUAGUUCUCCUACUAAAAACAUUUUUCCUUCUGUGGACACAAAAGAUGAUAUUUUGUCUAAAAGAAGAAUGUUUUUGUCGGUUUUGUCAAUGGGAUCCAAAACACAGAGACAUUUUUCAAACUAACUUCUUUUGUGCUCUGCAGACGAAAGUCAGACAUGAGGGUUGAGUAAGUGAUGACAGAAUUUUCUUUUUUGGGUGAACUAUCCCUAUAACCAUCCUAUAAUCCUGCGAUCACGUGACUAAACAUUGCCGCUCUUCAUCAUCUCAGACUAAACACUGUUAAGCCCAAAUAUCCAUGAUCUCAAACUAAAUACUGUUGUCAUUAUCCCAGAAUAAACACUACAAUCAACCUUUUAUUUCAAACUAGUCACUAAGCACAGAUGUCCAAACACUGUUGUCCAUUACUAUCCUCAACUGAACCAGCUAAACUAAAUAUCAGUCCAAUAAAAUGGCCCUUUAUUAUCUUUAUACAUUUUAUUUUGGACUAAAAGCUGACUAAAAUGAUUAUCUCAGACCAAACAACUGCCUGUUAUUAUUCACAUGCUGUCUGAAAGUAACAACUGCUAUCUGAUUUUCUCUCCGACUACUGACUGCUGAUGUACACAGAUACACUGCUGUUUAUUGUUUGUGCCUUGGCCUUUUAGAGCACCUGUCCCUCUCUGCCGGUCAUUACGUUCUCUUCAUCGUGAAUCAAACCUGCCAUCAUUUUGCUUUUUAGGCCAUCCAUAAUCGUUUUGCUUUCGGUGGUAUCAGUAAAGCAUCUGUUCAUUUUCCUAGGAACUAUUCGGUUGUGUAUUUUCCUUUCAAAGACCCGACAAAUGAUGUUUCAGUUCUCUUCUUUUUGGUUUCAGAUGAAAUGAUUUCACACUAGUGGCCUUCUAAGCUCUUAUAUUCAUUCCAGUUUUUGAAUAAUAAUCUUUAUUUACAUUCUGGUCAAGGCCAGUUUUAAUAGUUUAAUUUGAUGAGAUAAUAUGCAAAUGUUAUGACAAACUUGAUUUUUUAUGUUAAAUCUUCAAAUUGCACCAGUUAGUAAUAAAGAUAUAUUAAAAUAAACAUUGCAGUUUGU
This is a messenger RNA of Labeo rohita (rohu), 6681 nucleotides long. It is a transcript of the gene kcnq3, whose product is annotated as potassium voltage-gated channel, KQT-like subfamily, member 3. The record is from RefSeq and is a predicted model, not a curated record. Lineage: Eukaryota; Metazoa; Chordata; Actinopteri; Cypriniformes; Cyprinidae. The coding region runs from base 690 to 3086 and encodes 798 amino acids. Gene Ontology annotation, cellular component: membrane. Gene Ontology annotation, molecular function: voltage-gated potassium channel activity. Gene Ontology annotation, biological process: potassium ion transport; transmembrane transport. The transcript has 17 exons.